Molecule: messenger RNA, 2534 nt
Organism: Solanum lycopersicum (tomato)
Lineage: Eukaryota; Viridiplantae; Streptophyta; Magnoliopsida; Solanales; Solanaceae
Product: root phototropism protein 3
Molecular function (GO): protein binding
Source: RefSeq, a predicted model, not a curated record
UAGAUGCCGUAUGCCCUCUCUGUUACACCCCUAUGUGACAGAGUUUAAAGAAUUAGAGAAGUUGAAUUAUUAGUGAAGAGAUGGAAAAGGAACAGCUGAGUAUUAUGCCCAUUACUUCACAGGUUGUAAGAGGGCCUUGAAAAUUGUCGUGAAAAACGACAAUUUUACAUAAUUCCAAAUAUCCCCAUGUGAAAUUCUUCCUCUUUACUACUAGCUUAUCUUCUCCCUCUCUUUAUUUGAAGUACUUUGUGUCAGAAAACUCUGAGAACCUCUCACAAUGUGGGAAUCAGAAAGUGAGUCUGUUAGUGGUAGAGACUAUGGAAAUGGUGUUCUCAACAACACCAAACAUGGGGUCAAGACUGAUGGUUUUGAGCAAAAAGGACAGUCUUGGUAUGUAGCAACUGAUAUUCCCAGUGACCUUUUAGUUCAAAUUGGAGAUGUUAGUUUCCACUUACAUAAGUAUCCUUUGCUUUCUAGAAGUGGAAAGAUGAACAGAAUCAUAUAUGAAACAAGGGAUGAAGAAUUGAGCAGAAUAGCUUUAAAUGACUUACCAGGUGGAUGGGAGGCAUUUGAGUUAGCUGCAAAAUUCUGUUAUGGAAUUGCUGUUGAUCUCACAGCAACCAAUAUCUCCGGUUUACGAUGUGCAGCGGAGUACUUAGAAAUGACUGAGGACUUAGAAGAAGGCAAUCUAAUAUUCAAGACUGAAGCUUUUCUAAGUUAUGUCGUUUUAUCAUCAUGGAGGGACUCUAUACUGGUGUUGAAGAGUUGUGAAAGGUUAUCACCAUGGGCUGAAAACCUUCAAAUUGUUCGAAGAUGCAGCGAGUCAAUUGCAUGGAAAGCGUGUGCCAAUCCAAAAGGAAUAAAAUGGCAAUACACUGGCAGACUACCUACUAGUGUUUCCAGCCCUAAAUGGAAUGAAAUGAAGGAUUCCAGUCCGAGCAGAAACCAGCAAUUAGUACCCCCUGAUUGGUGGUUCGAGGAUGUCUCUAUUCUCAGGAUUGAUCACUUUGUCAGAGUCAUUACUGCUAUUAAGGUAAAAGGCAUGCGACAUGAACUGAUUGGUGCUGUUCUUAUGCACUAUGCUACUAAAUGGAUCCCGGGGCUAAUUAAAGAAGGAUCCGGAUCGUUGGAUGAUUGUAGCAACAGCAGUACUAGUAAUGGCAGUAGCAGCAGUAGCUGGAAAGGAGGUCUUCAUAUGAUAGUGUCAGGAUCUAGAGAGGAAGUACCAACUAUUCAAGCCAAAGAUCAGAGGAUGAUUAUCGAAAGCCUAAUUAGCAUAAUCCCACAACAGAAGGACAGCGUCUCGUGUAGCUUCCUUCUACGUCUUUUGAGAAUGGCAAACCUGCUGAAAGUGGCUCCAGCACUUGUAACAGAAUUGGAGAAACGAGUCGGGAUGCAGUUUGAGCAGGCUACCUUAGCUGAUCUACUCAUACCGUCUUACAAUAAAAGUGAGACAUUGUAUGAUGUUGAUCUUGUUCAGAGGCUUUUGGAACAUUUCUUAGUUCAAGAGCAAACAGAAAGUUCAAGCCCUAGUAGAAGUUCAUUCUCUGAUAAGCAUAUGCAUGAUGCAAAUCAAAGGGGUGCUAAUCUCAACGCCAAGAUGAGAGUCGCAAAGCUUGUAGACAGUUAUCUCACUGAAGUAUCCAGAGAUCGAAACCUUUCCUUGACAAAAUUUCAGGUCUUGGCUGAGGCUUUACCAGAAUCAGCAAGAACUUGUGAUGAUGGAUUGUAUCGUGCAAUUGAUUCGUAUCUUAAGGCCCAUCCAACUCUGUCAGAACACGAAAGAAAGCGGCUCUGCAGGGUGAUGGAUUGCCAAAAACUGUCUAUUGAUGCUUGCAUGCACGCUGCUCAGAACGAAAGGCUUCCACUACGAGUAGUGGUGCAAGUCCUCUUUUCUGAGCAGGUAAAGAUCAGCAAUGCAAUAUCCAGCAGUUCACUGAAAGAUGCAGGAGAAUCUCAUUACCAACCCCUAGUAUCAAACCGCAAAACAUUGCUCGAAGCAACACCACAAUCAUUUCAAGAGGGAUGGACUACAGCCAAAAAAGACAUCAACACUCUUAAAUUUGAACUCGAUACUGUGAAAGCUAAGUAUGUUCAACUACAAAAUGACAUGGAAAACUUGCAAAAACAGUUUGAUAAGAUCACAAAACCAAAACAAGGAUCGGGUUGGACUGCAGGAUGGAAAAAGUUAAGCAAGCUCACAAAGAUGACACAUUUAGAAUCGCAAGAAAACAGUCCACACGCCCCAAAUGCAGAACCGACAAGGAAGACCCCGAGAAGAUGGAGAAAUUCCAUUUCCUGAUCAAUCCAAAUGUUAUAGAGAAAAGACUACCAGAUCAUACACAAUACUAAAUUCUGUGUGUUCGAAAUUCUCAGUUUCUUUCCUAUCUAAGAGAGUAGUCAAAGGGUUACUUUUAAUUUACUUGAUUAUAGCAUCAACUCAUUCCUAGCUUUUUGGUGUUUGUUUUUUCUGUAUGAUUUGGUUUUCGAGAGUGAAGUGAGAAUAUAUAUUGUUGCAUAUAUAGUUUCCCUGA